AAAAAAAUAUAGAAGAUAUAUUCUUAAUUCAUAAAAGAAAUAGAAGCCAAACAAGCAUUUCUAAACUAGACAAAAGCAUAAAUAAAAUUAAUGGAUAAAACUUACAUCAUAAAUUAAAUCAGUAAGAUUAAUUAAAGCAUAGAAGAGCUAGAAAAAGCCCAAAUGUUUGUGAAGAAAACGAUCCCGAUUUUCGAAGAGUAAUAAAAUGAUGGGUUCACUACACCAAAGAGCAAAAAGAGUACUUAUUCAUAUUUAGGGAGCGAUUAUUAAACAAGUAUUUCAGGAGAUAAUUUCAGCAAUUACUAAUAAAGCAUAGGACUUACAAAGGACGAUGAAUUCCCAGAGCAUAUGUAUGAAAGCCCGAAAUAAACUACCAGCUUAAAAUUUAAAUUUAUAAACAACACUUAUAUUUACUUUGAUGAAGAAGAAAUAGAAUAGUAGAAUAAACUUAAGAGCUAACAAUAAUAGAAUAAAAAAAACUUCAAUAGUAAUUUAUACUAAAAUAUUUUCCAUAAACAAUAGCCUGAUGAAAAUGAUUUGAGAGUUAUUCUAGGCCUUCCUAUAUUUGAAAAAGAAGAUUGA
Messenger RNA from Tetrahymena thermophila SB210, 582 nucleotides. RefSeq lists its product as hypothetical. Lineage: Eukaryota; Ciliophora; Oligohymenophorea; Hymenostomatida; Tetrahymenidae. The record is from RefSeq and is a predicted model, not a curated record. The transcript has a single exon.